This is a messenger RNA of Anopheles gambiae (African malaria mosquito), 1918 nucleotides long. Its product is annotated as organic cation transporter protein. The transcript has 4 exons. Gene Ontology annotation, cellular component: membrane. Bases 123 to 1823 code for a protein of 566 amino acids. The record is from RefSeq and is a predicted model, not a curated record. Gene Ontology annotation, molecular function: transmembrane transporter activity. NCBI's taxonomy places the organism in Eukaryota, Metazoa, Arthropoda, Insecta, Diptera, Culicidae. Gene Ontology annotation, biological process: transmembrane transport.
CAUCGGGCGAAGAUUUAUCAGGUGUUUCUCGGCUAGUUUUGUGUUGGCGGCUGCGUAUCUGGUGCGCCCGAUUGUCCGAUUAGUUCUAGCCUGUGCCGUGAGCCGAGCAGUAGCCGCGCACGAUGUCAAAGUCACCGGCAUCGGCGCCGGACCGCGUCGAGCUGGACGAUUUGCUCGAGGAAGUGGGUCACUUCGGACCGUUUCAGCUGUGGCAGUGCACGCUGCUGCUGCUACCCGUCAUCUUUACCGCUUUUUCGAACCUUUGCUACGUCUUUACCGCCGGCGACUUGCACUAUCGCUGCCACGUUCCUGCGUGUGAAAAUGCAUCCACUACGGCGCUGUACACGCCGGACUGGCUACGGGACGCGGUGCCGUUUCACGGGAAGCCAGAGCUGCCCGCGAAAUGUGACCGCUAUCACGUGAUACCGGCAAGUGAGGAUUUCGUGUGCGAUGCUGCUCGGUUCAAUCAAAGUGCCAUCGAACGGUGCUCAGAGUUCGUGUACGCCGAUCCCACCGAAAGGACUAUCGUGAACGACUUCAAUCUAACGUGCGAAGGGAACCUCUGGAAGGUAACGCUCGUCGGCACCGUGCACAGCAUCGGCCAGUUUGUGUCGCUCGCCAUGUCGGGCAUCAUUUCCGAUCGAUUCGGGCGCCGCUGGACGCUGCUGCUGUGCGUUGGGGUCGGAGCGGUACUCGCGAUCAUACGCUCCUUUGCCGCCAGCUACGGUGCCUUCAUCACGCUCGAGUUUGUCGAGGCAAUGUUUGGCUCCACCAGCUACACGACCGCGUUCAUCCUCAGCCUCGAGCUCGUCGAGCCGAGGUUGCGUGUCAUUGUGAAGAGCGUGAUACUGGUCGCGUAUGCGCUGGCCGAAGCCGUGCUCGGAUUGCUGGCGAUGACGUUCCGCGACUGGCGGACGCUUUCGAUCGUGCUGUUCGUGCCGGGCGUACUGUCGAUUCCGCUGCUUUACACCACGGUCGAAAGCGUCCGAUGGCUGCUCACCAAGGAUCGGCAAUCGGAUGUGGUAAACAUCCUGCAACGGGUGGCCAAAGCGAACGGCCGUCCUCCACUGCCCAACAGCACGCUGGACGAGUUUUACCUGCAGCAGCGGGCCAAGCUCGAGGCCGAGCAGGCGGCUGACGGUGGGAAGCGCAAAACCUUUCUCCAGCUGGUCGGCGAAACCUGCCAGCACCGGCGAUUGCUGCUGCGGAUCGCCAACUGUGCCUUCUGCUGGUUCACCAACGCCAUGGUGUACUACGGGCUCACACUCAACUCGGUCACGCUGGCCGGGGACAAGUACAGUAAUUUUAUCUUCAUCACGCUGGCCGAGAUACCCCCAUCGUUGGCUAUCAAUUUCAUACUGAAUCGAUUCGGCCGCCGGAAAACGCAAUGCGGCUCGCUGCUACUGUCCGGCCUGUUCUGCCUGCUGGCGCUGACAGCUCUCAAAGACAUCACCUGGCUGAAUGUGAGCCUGUUUUUAAUGAGCAAAAUGGCUAUCUCGCUGUCCUUCUCCACGCUCUACAUCUACACGGCGGAAAUCUUCCCCACCAACCUGCGCCAGAGCUUCAUCUCAUUCUGCUCGAUGGUGGGCCGGUUCGGGUCCAUGCUGGCCCCCCAGAUGCCGCUGCUUCAGACCCUCUGGGCACCGCUGCCGAUGGUGCUGUUCGGCUCGGUGGCCGUCCUGUCGGGCAUUUUGAUACUGGAGUUUCCCGAAACGACCGGCGUCACGCUGCCCAACACACUCGAGGAGGCUAUCGAGCUGCACAGUCGACGCCAGCGGUCUGCCGACGGUGCCGAGAAGGGGUCCUAUUCUAGUCCGGGAUGAGUAUGACGUUCCAGUGGAAAGCUUACCCUGAAAUACAUUUCAAUGAUUUUCAUUAGUUAUUUACACCUGAAUAGAACUCAUUCAAACAUAACAGA